AUGUCUGAUCCAUACAACAACCACUACAAUCAAUACGGUGCCCCGCAGCAAGGCCAUGGCCAGCCCAGCGACGGAUACUACGGAGGCCAACAUAACUACAACUACCCUCCUCCACAAGGCCAGUACGGGCAGCCUCCACAGCAACAUGGGCACUAUCCACCUGGGCCUUCCUACGACCAGCAGCAGCACCAUCCUCAAUAUUCCGGACCUCCCCCUUCAUACGGCCAUCAAGGCUACGCGCCUCAACAUGGCGCUCCUCACCAGCAGGGCGGGUACCCAGGUGAUCAAAACUACGGGCAAGGCGCGCCCAUGAACUAUCCGCCACACGACCGUGGUCACUCUCCGUAUCCCCCACAGCAGCAACAACACAAUCCCCAAGGCGCAAGCGCAUCCUACUAUGGCGCUCCUCCGGAACAACACUACCAGGGGGCGCAUCCUCCUGUUCCGGUCGGACAGGAGGGCGAAAGGGGCCUAGGCUCGACCUUGCUUGGAAGUGCUGCUGGUGGGAUUAUAGGCAAAAAGCUCGGCGGUGGACUUCUAGGCGCUGCAGGAGGAGCACUAGCAGGCGCUGCUGGAAUGAACAUGGCCAGUAAGAUGUCGAAGAAGCACAAGAAGGAGAAGAAACAUAAGGGCCGCAGGCGUGGAUCGAGUUCUAGUUCUUCCAGCUCGAGCUCCUCUGACUAG
Molecule: messenger RNA, 684 nt
Organism: Aspergillus udagawae
Lineage: Eukaryota; Fungi; Ascomycota; Eurotiomycetes; Eurotiales; Aspergillaceae
Product: putative glutamine-serine rich protein MS8
Exons: 3
Coding region: 1-684 (227 amino acids)
Source: RefSeq, a predicted model, not a curated record